AAGAUCUUGAUGCGGAGAAACAAAAAGAAACAUUUUUCUGAUGCCCGUGGAAGCCGGGACGCUGCCCGCCGGACUCAGAGCCGGAGGAAACCUCCUCUUUGUGCCCAGAAGGGAGUGUGUGUAAGAGAAAGACGGAGUUGUGUGCUCGACGACAGUCCAAGCCUGUCUAGGGAAACCUUGGGCAGCACUUUCCAGAGACGCUGCCUGAGAUUUCAGCCUGUCUGGCUGCUGAAAAAGUGCAGAAUUUGUUGAUGCCUUCUGGUUUGAAGAAUCUCCAGCUGCUCCGAUGAUGGCUUAAGAAGGCUGCGUGCUGUUCCUUCUUGAUGCCAAGCCAGACCCACUCAGAGCCUCGGAUCUCAGUCCUUCAUGGAGACCAGGUCUCAGCAGGAACGGCGGUAGAGGAAAUUGGCACCCAGAUGGUUCCUCCACGUGAAGUUGUCUUGGGCUGUGGGCCGACUCGAGAACACCUGGUAGCCAGGCUAGCCCUCUGUCAGUCAGCCAGGGCGGGGCAGCAUGGUGCGGUUUCAGAGGAGGAAGCUUUUGGCAUCUUGCCUGUGCAUCACAGCUACCGGCUUUCUGCUUGUCACACUUCAGGUAGUGGUUGAGCUGGGAAAAUUUGAAAGGAAGAAAUUUAAAAAUUUCUAUUUACGAGCUGGACAUGCAGAAAUGGAAGAAGAGCCUACACAUCUCUAUCCAUUCCUUCAGAAAGAAGCACUGACCCUGAAUAGGAAAAAAAAAUUGGAAACUGACAGCUACCCCAUUAUGCUCUGGUGGUCCCCACUGACUGGGGAAACGGCAAGGCUAGGCCAGUGCGGGGCAGAUGCCUGUUUCUUCACCAUCAACCGGUCCUUCCUCCAUCAUCGCAUGACCAAAGCACUCCUCUUCUAUGGUACUGACUUUAACAUAGAUAGUUUACCUCUGCCUCGGAAGGCCCAUCACGACUGGGCACUUUUUCACGAAGAGUCUCCGAAAAACAAUUAUAAGCUGUUUCACAAGCCAGUGAUCACCUUGUUCAACUACACUGCCACGUUCAGCCGGCAUUCCCACUUACCACUAACUACCCAAUACUUGGAGGGCAUAGAAGUCCUGAAGUCACUCCGAUACCUGGUCCCUUUGCAGUCCAAAAACAACCUUCGAAAAAGACUUGCUCCGCUGGUGUAUGUACAGUCAGACUGUGACCCACCGUCAGAUAGAGACAGUUAUAUCCGAGAGCUGAUGACUUACAUUGAGGUCGAUUCCUAUGGUGAGUGUUUACAAAACAAAGAUCUCCCUUGGCAGCUGAAAAACCCAGCCUCUAUGGAUGCUGAUGGCUUUUAUAGGAUCAUUGCUCAGUAUAAGUUUAUCCUUGCCUUUGAGAAUGCAGUUUGUGAUGACUACAUCACUGAGAAGUUCUGGAGACCUCUGAAACUGGGGGUGGUCCCUGUGUAUUACGGAUCCCCCAGCAUCACGGACUGGCUUCCAAGUAAUAGAAGUGCUAUUCUCGUGUCAGAGUUUUCUCACCCUAGAGAACUGGCAAGUUAUAUCAGACAACUGGAUUAUGAUGACAGACUGUACGAGGCCUACAUAGAAUGGAAGCUGAAGGGUGAGAUCUCUAAUCAGCGACUUCUCGCAGCUCUCAGGGAACGGAAAUGGGGUGUGCAAGACAUCAACCAGGACAACUACAUUGAUGCAUUUGAGUGUAUGGUGUGCAACAAGGUGUGGGAUAAUAUUAGGCUUCAGGAAAAGGGCUUACCACCCAAAAGAUGGAAGGCAGAAGUUACUCACCUGAGUUGCCCAGAGCCUACAGUGUUUGCUUUCUCCCCUCCGGCUCCACGUUCGAGCUCUUUGCGACGGAUGUGGAUACCAAGCUUUGAACAAUCCAAGAAAGAAGCCCAGGCACUGAGGUGGCUGGUCGAUAGGAAUCAAAACUUUUCAGCUCAAGAGUUUUGGGCCCUAGUAUUCAAGGACUAAUUUCAAAAAGUAUCAGGAUGGUACAGACUAGAGCCAUCUUGAGUUUUAUUUUUUAGGUUGCCUUAACAUAUGAAUACAAUAGCUACUUGGUUGACUAUCCUUUAGGAUAAGAAUUUAAUUGCUGCAGUACUCAUAAUGAGCCCUAUCAAAUAAUAGAUAUGAAUUGCCCUUAGGGGUCACCUCUAUAUUUUUUUAUACUAAAAAAGUGAAUAUUUCAUAUGGACACUGGUCACCUUCAGUUUACUUGUCUGGACCCAUGUACCUGCUGCCAUUCGUGGAAGUUCACCUGAUGUAGAGUGAGUACCUUCCUCGCUGAAGGGAGUCAGAGGGUGUAGCUGUGCAUUCUUGAUACUCACCUCACUGACUGCAGUUUAUUCGUAUUUGGCAAGCCCAGUGUCCUGAUGCUGAGCAUGAACAUGAAAUGCAUUAGAACUUGGCAAUGAGAGAGUCCAUCUGUUGGUUUCCAAGGAUGUAAGUGAGUAAUAAAAGCUGUAUGAAGUUGA
Molecule: messenger RNA, 2453 nt
Organism: Ceratotherium simum simum (southern white rhinoceros)
Lineage: Eukaryota; Metazoa; Chordata; Mammalia; Perissodactyla; Rhinocerotidae
Gene: POFUT3
Product: protein O-fucosyltransferase 3
Cellular component (GO): Golgi membrane
Molecular function (GO): alpha-(1->3)-fucosyltransferase activity
Source: RefSeq, a predicted model, not a curated record